Molecule: messenger RNA, 379 nt
Organism: Drosophila suzukii
Lineage: Eukaryota; Metazoa; Arthropoda; Insecta; Diptera; Drosophilidae
Source: RefSeq, a predicted model, not a curated record
CAUCGUUAGAGGAAUGUCGACUACGGAUGUGAGUCCCCUUUCCUCAGAAUUACCCUUCUGCGCCGCAGGAUUCACCUGGGUCAUUUUGAUGAACACCUGCCUGCCGGACUUGGCACGCACAAGAAGGAAAAAAUGCGCGUACGGGUACUACUACCACGAGAGAUUCCAAAAGUGCAUGCGUCGUAGAUAUGAUAAGGAGCAGCAGCCCGGAGUCAUAAGGAGAUGGAUGACUAAAACGCCGAAACCCAUGCGAACAACGAGAAAACAUCGAUUAAAUAACGCAAGUCCCCACGAUGGCAAUUGGUGGGGCUACAAUGCUGGAUACGGAAAGGACCAGCCAUAUCCUAACCCUAGGAAAAAAUAGUUGGUCCUCGAAAUA